This is a messenger RNA of Sebastes umbrosus (honeycomb rockfish), 2989 nucleotides long. RefSeq names its product protein mono-ADP-ribosyltransferase PARP9-like. Bases 336 to 2645 code for a protein of 769 amino acids. NCBI's taxonomy places the organism in Eukaryota, Metazoa, Chordata, Actinopteri, Perciformes, Sebastidae. Gene Ontology annotation, molecular function: transcription corepressor activity; ubiquitin-like protein ligase binding. The transcript has 8 exons. Gene Ontology annotation, cellular component: nucleus; cytoplasm. The record is from RefSeq and is a predicted model, not a curated record. Gene Ontology annotation, biological process: positive regulation of type II interferon-mediated signaling pathway; negative regulation of gene expression.
GAAAUGACUCGAGACGGAGACGGUAAGGGUGAGGGACUGUUGGCUUGUUUUCAACGUUGGUGACGAGUUCAGCCAUGAAGUGUUGACGCAGACUGGGACACAGCUGAGGACAGGACACAGCUGAGGACAGGACACAGCUGAAGACAGGACACAGCUGUCCAGUGGUCGUAUGACAUGAAAUUUUACCAAAACUUGGUUAACAGUCGGCAGUUUGAAGAGACACCCUCACCCUGUCUCCCUGUCUCACUGUCUCCCUGUCUCUGUCUCUCUGUCUCACUGUUUCACUUUCUGCUUCUCCUCGGGACUACCCAGAGAGGUGGCUCUGUUUAGGAACCAUGACCAGUAAACUCGAUAUUCCUCUUCAUGGGAAGUCACUCAACAUUGUGAGACAAUGUGGACCUGCUCUGGGUGAAGUCCUUCAAAGCAAGUUUGGAUGUGUGGCCACCAUCGAUGGUGUGAGUUUUGAAAGAGAUCCGAGCAGUGCGCAGCAGAUGAGGCCACCUGUUGUCCCAGAGAGGAGGUGUGAUGCUACGCUGUAUGGAGGUGUUCAGGUGUCUGUGUGGAAGGCCAAUCUCACCGAUUUCCAGGUGGAUGCUGUUGUGAAUGCUGCUAAUGUCGGUCUUCAGCAUUAUGGCGGCCUUGCUCUAGCUCUGUCCAUAGCUGGCGGUCCACAAAUCCAAAGAGAGAGUGAUGAUUACAUCAACAAGCACGGUGAAUUGAAAACAGGAGAUGCACUUGUCUUUGAUGCUGGGUCCCUACGAUGCAAGAAGAUAAUUCAUGCUGUGGUCCCACACCUACCAAAAUAUCCCUCUAAGUCUGAUGUUUCGGGUGCGGAAUGGCUGUUGCAGAGGGCCAUCGUGAGCAUUCUUGAUAAAGUUAAGGAGCACCGUCUGCAGUCUGUUGCCAUUCCUGCUAUAAGCUCCGGUCUGUUCAACUAUCCCCUGCCAGAAUGUGCCAACACCAUAGUGAGAACUGUGAAACGCUACUAUGAAAGCUCCUCCUCCUACUCUCCAGGACAUCUUCCCAAAGAGAUCCUCCUUGUGAACAAUGACGAGCCUACGGUCAAAGAAAUGGAGAGGGCCUGCCGUCAGCUGUUAGCCGCCAGUAAAAGCAUAAGUGAUGCCAAAACCUCAACACUGACUGUCCAGCUUGGAAAUGUCCAUCUGACACUGAAGAGGGGAAAAAUUGAGGAACAGCAGACAGAUGUCAUCGUAAACACUGCAUCAUUAAACCUGGACUUGAGCAGUGGUGAAAUCUCCCGCGCCUUACUGCAGAAAGCUGGUAAAAAAAUGCAACAAGAAAUUAGAAAUGCUCCUCAGAAAGGACAUGUCAUCACCACAAAACCCUACAUGCUGCCAUGUAAAGAGGUGUAUCAUACCUGUUGCACUGCAAAGGGGAGCGACGGAGCACGACAGAUUCUUUUCAAAUCCGUAUUGGAGUGUUUAUGGCAGGCAGUCGCAAGUAGCCACAAGUCAAUCACCUUUCCUGCCAUCGGCACAGGAGCCCUCGGGUUCGGUAAAAAAGAAGCUGCCGACAUCAUGUCGAAUGCAGUGGUCGACUUUGCCCAAAGGGUCCCAAAGAAGAUGGAUGUUUACUUCGUCAUAUAUCCUUCUGACAACGACACAUUUAAGGCUUUUGAGGAACAAAUGGGAUAUCUCCAGAAACAAGCAUCUCAUCCCAGCUUCACACAUGCAGUGGACGUGAUGCUGUCUUCUCCGUCAGCAUUUGAGCACAGAGAUGGCGUCCGUGGUGGCGGCGGCGGUGCUCCCACUCCACAGAUCAGCCUGAACGGGCCUGAAGAAGCAACGCGCGAGGCUGACCGAUGGCUCAGCAGGCUUCUCUUCAACUCCUCCGGCACUGUCGUUAUCUGCAACAACUUCGUCCAGCACUUCGGCGAGCAAGAGCAUCUGCAGCUGUCCCAUCUAAUCAAAAAGGGCGUGUUCAUCGAGGUGUUCUUUGAGAAAGGUCGCGCCGGCAUAAUUGUAAACGGUUCAGAUGAAGAUGUUGAAGUUGCUGGGUUGCAGGUGGAGGCCAUGCUCUGCAACAUCCAGAGGGAGUUUGCCACAGAGGAGGAACGCACCAUGCUUCAUACUGUGUUGUCUAACAACGUGUCCUUUGAAAGAAAGACAGUUGACAACUCAAGCCCAGAGUUCUUUGGGAGAUCAUCUGUCUUCAGAAAGCACGGGCCGAGGAUGUUGAAGGUGGACAGAGUGGAGAAUCCUACACUGCAGACGCUCUUUGACCUCAAGAAAAAACAGCUCCAAUGCUCCACUCCUCGAAAAAUGUUCCAGCACAUACCUGCACAGUUCUGUGAGAUGGUCAGCCAUAUUGGAUUCCGUGAAGAGUACGCACCACCUGAUGAUCCAACAUGCGGACAGGGCAUCUACUUUGCCGGUGAAAUCGAGAAGGCCAUGGAGGUGUGGAAGGUGCAGAAGGAGCGAAAGGAGGAGUAUGUGUACUUGGUGGAGGCCGAGGUGCUGACAGGAAACUCCACCCCUGGUACACCAGGUCUCAUUCUGCCUCCUGCUGUGGGGGCAGAGCCACACGUUGUGUACGACAGUGUGAGCGGAGGGCCUGAUAUCUCUGUCAUAUUUAGUGGUUACCAAGCUCUGCCCAAAUACAUCAUCACCUGUAGGAUGGUCUGAGGAGUGAUUUCUUCACUGUUUCCUCUGGGUUCAUUGUGUCGAACAGGAAGUUAGAUUAUUCUAAAACAAGCUGAAGUGCAUUCUUGAUUAAUGUCUUUGCUAUUAGAAAGAAAUGGCUGUUUGCAUCACUCCUUGAAAUCAUAUAAUGGAGACUAUUACCACAGUACCAGCUUAUAAUCAGCUUGAGAAACACAUGUAUUAGAUUUGAGUUGCUUAUUUUUUUACAUUAUAAGUUUGUUUCUUUUGGGUGAUAAGCACCUAUUACACAUAGCAGCACAAUCAUUUGUAUGUAAAUCAAAGAUUCCGCUUUAAAAAUGCACUUAAAGCAACAACAUCAUACUUUU